Messenger RNA from Fusarium keratoplasticum, 1515 nucleotides. RefSeq lists its product as uncharacterized. The transcript is spliced from 2 exons. The record is from RefSeq and is a predicted model, not a curated record. Bases 1 to 1515 code for a protein of 504 amino acids. Gene Ontology annotation, molecular function: heme binding; metal ion binding. Lineage: Eukaryota; Fungi; Ascomycota; Sordariomycetes; Hypocreales; Nectriaceae.
AUGGCAGCAGUCAACACCCUCUUCCCCUACCUCCGCAAGGACCCCUCAGAGUUGCCCGCGGGCGAGGAUCCUUUCACAAUCACUACCCGCAUGGGCUAUCUCCCUUUUGCUCUUCCCCUCAAGAGACUUCCCUCUCAGUUUGAUGCCCUCUACAACAUCCUCAAUGACAUGCCCAUUCUCAAGGAAGAUGGUGCUCCUGGGUUGCUGGCUACCUUUGAGCUUGGCCCUCUCAUCGACAACGGGGCUAUCCCUGAUCUGACUGCCGAGAUUGACAAGCUCGUCAUUCCUGGCACAGACAAGCGGGAUAUGGCUGCCAUUACUGCUGCCUUCCGCGACUACAGCUUUGUCGCUUCAUCAUACCUCCUUGAACCAUGCUGGGAGACAUACUCUGCUGACCGUAACAAUGGUUAUGGUCUUGGCCGAAAGGUACUUCCCAAGUGCAUCGCUGGACCUCUUGUCAAGUGUGCCGAAAUUCUUGAUAUCCCCGCAUUCAUGUCGUAUGCUGCUUCAUACGCCCUGUACAACUACUGGCUGGUCCAUCCUGAACAGGGCCAUGACGAUUACGACAACAUCCGCCUUGUCCGAGCCUUUGAGAAGGGUCUUGACCCCAAGUCCUCCGAGGCAGGCUUCAUUCUCACUCACAUCCACAUGGUUGCUCAGACUGGUGGACUGAUUGAAGGCGCUGUCGACCUCUUGGAAGCUGUCGAGAAGGAGCCCAAGGACGGUAGCAAAGACUCCAAGACCAUCACCGCUGCCAAAGCCAGUCUUGAACUCAUCCUCAGCGCCAUGCAAAUCAUCGAGGCAAAUAUGGAGGGCAUGUGGACUCAGUCUCUCCCCAAAGACUACAUGACCUACCGAACAUUCAUCUACGGCAUCACCAACCAGUCCAUGUUCCCCAAGGGUGUUAUCUACGAGGGUCAGUAUGAUAACAAGCCCCAGUUCUUCCGUGGAGAAUCUGGAGCCAAUGAUGCCAUCAUUCCCUUGCUGGAUCACAUCUGCGAGAUCCCCAUGCCCAAAAACCCUCUUACCGAUAUUCUGGUUGAGUUCCGAGAGUAUCGACCAAAGCCUCACCGGGCAUUCCUCAAGUACGUCCGCGAGACUGCUUCUGAGCUUGGUGUGCGCAGAUUCAUGACUGAAUCUGGAGAUUUGAGUCUGGUCGUUUUGUAUCUUCGCGUUCUCGACCAUGUCCGAAGCUUCCGAUGGAGGCACUGGAUGUUUACUCGCGAGUACAUCAUCAAGCACACUCUUCAUCCCACAGCCACAGGAGGAAGCCCAAUUAUCACUUGGCUUCCAAACCAGCUUGGUGCAGUCAUGGAUCUGAUGGAGGAGGUUGCAAAGGGAUCUGGUCUGUGGGCAGUCUUGGAAGAGGGGGUGUGGAACGGAGGUGGAUCAUUGUCUGAGGAAGACUUUAUCCUUGUUAAGAAGAUUAUGGACAAUGUGGUUACCAAGAAGGCACAGUUGAAGAAGGAGGUGGCCAAGUAUUGCCAGGACCGAGGAGUAGAGUCGACUGCUUAG